AUGGGACCCCUCGCUGAAGACGGAUGGAAACAUACUUGGAACGACCACAUUUUUGCUGAUAUCUCCGUACCCUUACCACCUGAACGGAGUAUCAUUAUUCAUUCACCCCCUUCUUCUCCAUCAUCUCAAGAACCCCCUGCCAAACGACUCAAAACUUUUGUGGAUAAAGGUAAGACCAUCAUUAACCUUGACCCCGAACCUACCCCCUGUCCCAAUCCUGCUCCUGCACCCGCACCUGAGUGGAAAGACAUUGGAGUUGUAGAGUCUUCCGUCAGGCCAGUAACCGGUCAUUCUCUUAGUAUUCAGGCACCCCCUUCUGAGGAAGCCAGACCUUCCACCCGACGCCCUUCACCACCACCACCCACUUCACGAUCACCACCACCUACCAUCAGUUGGAUCGACAGCGACCCUGACGACUUGCUGCCCUCCCCUCGCCCUCAGCCCGUGGACGAUGCAUCUAAUUCUGAUGGAUUGGAAUCCAAUCCUAGUGAGGAUUCCUUUCCAUUAGAGUUUUAUUUGUAG
Messenger RNA from Abrus precatorius (Indian licorice), 522 nucleotides. RefSeq names its product extensin-like. The record is from RefSeq and is a predicted model, not a curated record. The coding region runs from base 1 to 522 and encodes 173 amino acids. The transcript has a single exon. NCBI's taxonomy places the organism in Eukaryota, Viridiplantae, Streptophyta, Magnoliopsida, Fabales, Fabaceae.